Messenger RNA from Aphanomyces astaci, 795 nucleotides. RefSeq lists its product as hypothetical. The record is from RefSeq and is a predicted model, not a curated record. Lineage: Eukaryota; Oomycota; Saprolegniomycetes; Saprolegniales; Verrucalvaceae. The transcript has a single exon. The coding region runs from base 1 to 795 and encodes 264 amino acids.
AUGUUUCCAACCUUCAAAUCUGCUGCAGUCCUUGCUCUUGUGGCCGUGGCGUGCAUCGAGGCUUGUGGUGUUGAUCAAUCUCUAGCGGCGCGUUGUUUGACUGAUGCCCACCCCACAAAGUACCAAUUAUCCAAAGCUGUGGCUCGUAUUCGCACCAGUGUUACAUACUGCACAGCGUGGCUGUGGGGGUCGGAAGGCCACCUAAUCACCAACAACCACUGCGUCCCGAACGAGAGCGUGGCCAAGGAGACCCGAGUCGAGCUUGGCUCCGAGUGCUCGACUUGUGCCGACCCCGGCAAUGAUGACCAAGGUGGCUGUGUUGGAACACUUGUCGUCGACAGCACCACGCUUGUGUUUACGGACUACGACUUGGAUAUGACAUUGUUCAAGUUGAACGUGAGCCCUGACGUGAACUUGACCCAGUACGGCUACUUGCAAUCCCGCGCCACGAAUGUCACGUUGGACGACCAAAUCUACAUCCUGGGCCACCCCGGUGGCAAACCGAAACACAUUGCGUUCUUGGGCGACGACGGCACGCACGCUCGCAUCACCAACGCGUCCAUGCCCGCGGGAUGCGGUGAGAAAGACACGUUGGGGUACAACGUCGACUCCGAAAGCGGAAGUUCAGGCUCCCCCGUCUUGAGUCCAGACGACGACAAGGUCGUAGCGAUGCACAACUGCGGUGGCUGCGAACUCGUUGGUCAAAACACAGGCAUCAAGAUGCCCAAUAUUGUCGCACUCUUGAAGUCCAAGAACCUGUUGCCCAAGGAUGCAGUGGCCGAUGACCUCUGUUAA